Astrephomene gubernaculifera is the source of this 883-nucleotide messenger RNA. Lineage: Eukaryota; Viridiplantae; Chlorophyta; Chlorophyceae; Chlamydomonadales; Astrephomenaceae. The record is from the annotation of a GenBank genome assembly.
GCCGCCGACGCCGGUGCCGAGGUCAGCGAGUACGACACUCCCUACCCUGCCGCUACCGCUGCAGCAGCUGCACGGCACCCCGGGAGGCGAAGGGCAGCAGCAGUAGAAGCGGUGGAGGAGGAUGCGGGGGACGAGGAGGAGGAGGAGGAUGAACAGCAGCAGGUAGCAAGCGAGGAGGCAGGGGCGGAGGAGGAGGAGGAGCCGGAUGAUGAUGAUGAUUCAGAGGAGGAAGAGGAGGAGGGUGUCAGGGACCUGGACAGCUACGUGGUGCGACCCCCCGGCGAAGUGUUGCCCCCGGGCAGUCGGCUGGAGCGGCUGUAUGCGGCACUGGACACCAACAGGGACCUGCAGCGCCACCUCUCCACCAUGCUCCAGCGGCUGGACGCCCACUCCAACACCUCGUACCUGCUGGAGAGGCGCGUGCGGGACCUGCCGCUGCUGGCAAAGUCGGGCACUGCGGAGGCGCGCGCGCUGGCCGCCGCACGCACCGCAGCUGCGGCCGCCGCUGCAGCCGGCGCCGCCCCCUCCUCUCACCAACCCCCGCAGCCCCACCAACCCCAACCCGCCACCGCCCCGCAGCCCCACCAACCCCACCACCCGCUGCCCCAGCCCCCCCUCACCAGUCGUUACUGGAAGGUGUGCGGGCAGGUGCCGCCGCCCACCCUGGAGUGGCGGCUGCUGGCGGCAGCACAGCAGCUGCCGCCGCGGCCGUACGACAAGGUGCGCUGGCCUCGAAGAACCGUCGACGCAUUGAACAAGGGCCUUACGUUGGAGGUGCAGAGCAUCCUGACCAAGCAGCUCAUGCAGCGGUUGCAGCAGGAGCAGCAGCAACAGCGGCAGGGGCAGGGGCAGCAGGGGCUUGGGAGGGUUGGAGUGACAGGAG